Trifolium pratense (red clover) is the source of this 2397-nucleotide messenger RNA. RefSeq names its product cation/H(+) antiporter 4-like. Gene Ontology annotation, biological process: proton transmembrane transport; regulation of pH. Gene Ontology annotation, cellular component: endomembrane system; membrane. Gene Ontology annotation, molecular function: antiporter activity. Bases 1 to 2397 code for a protein of 798 amino acids. The record is from RefSeq and is a predicted model, not a curated record. Lineage: Eukaryota; Viridiplantae; Streptophyta; Magnoliopsida; Fabales; Fabaceae. The transcript is spliced from 3 exons.
AUGAGCAUAAAUUCAAAUACUACUUUGUUCCAUUCAAUUACAAGAUUGAAUGAAACCGGUUACCAAGUUUGUUAUGAUGCUCCACCCCAUAUUGUUUCAGAUGGUUUAUGGGGUGGUCAAAAAAAUGGAAGGACUCCAAUGAAAUCUUUCUUGCCCGUGAUUGAAUUGCAAUUGCUUAUCAUUUUUGGCAUCACUCAAAUAUGCAAUUUGCUUAUCAAACCAUUGGGACUUCCUCUAUUCAUUCCACAAAUGAUGGCUGGGUUAAUUAUAGGUUUUUCAUUUGAGAUAAAGCCAUUGGAGCCAUACAUGACCAUGUUGUUUCCAUAUGGAACACAUGACAUAAUUUCAGCAAUUUCAUCAAUUGGUUUUGUACUUUUUGUAUUUAUAAACGGUGUACAAAUGGAUUUCAGCAUGAUAACAAGGACAGGAACCAAAGCAUGGACAAUUUCAAUAAUGGGAUUAGUUAUGCCAUUAGUUAUUGGAUUUGCACCACUACUAUUAUUUCCUGAAGAAAUAGAAGCCAUUCAAAGAGCGCACGGACCCGGAAUUUAUGUGUCAUUGGUAUCUCAUACUAUAAGUUCAUUUGCUGUAAUUGCUUCAUUUUUAAGUGAACUUCAAAUCCAAAACUCUGAACUUGGUAGAUUGGCUUUAUCCUCAGCUUUGGUUACUGACAUAUUGAGAACAACCAUUACAACCAAUAUUGUUGCUGUUAUGAGUCAUCCUGAUAUGAAAGUGGUUUUAAGAAACUUGUUAUCACUUUUUGCACUUGCUAUAUUCAUUCCAUUAAUAUGUAGGCCAAUAAUGUUUUGGAUCAUUAAACAUACACCAGAAGGAAGACCUGUGAAAGAUAGUUAUAUUUAUAUCAUCAUUACAAUGGUUUUUGGUUUAGGUGUUUUAUCUGUUAAUAUAGAUCAAGAAUUUGUUUUAGGAGCUUUCAUUUUGGGACUAUCUGUUCCUGAAGGACCUCCUUUAGGAUCUGCAUUAGUUAAGAAGCUCCAAUUCUUUGGUCCAACAUUCUUUUUACCUAUUUUUGUGACUACCUCUGUGUUGAAAUCAGAUUUUUCAAUGAAUAUUUCAUCAUAUGUUAUGUUAUCUAUGGGUUCAGUGAUCGUUGCUACUCAUUUGAUCAAAAUAACAACAUGUUUUAUAACUGCCUUGUGUUGCAAAAUGCCUAUCACUGAUGCUAUGUGUCUUGCCCUCAUUUUGAACACCAAAGGCGUAGUUGAAAUCGGCGUCUACAAUUCCUUAUUCGACAAUAAUAUUCUUAAUGGGCAAGCAUAUGGAGUGUUGAUGAUUAGUGUAAUGAUGACAGCAAGUAUUAUGCAUUGGUUGGUUAAAUUACUAUAUGAUCCUUCAAGGAAAUAUGCUGGAUACCAGAAAAGGAGCUUAAUGGGCUUAAAAAGAAAUUCAGAAGUGAGAAUACUAGUAACACUACAAAAACAUAACCAUAUUUCAACAGCAAUAGAUUUCCUUGACCUAUGUUGUCCAACACUUGAGAAUCCAAUCACUGUGGAUGUACUUCAUGUAAUUGAGCUAGUUGGAAGAGCAUUGCCUAUUUUCAUUCCUCAUUGUCUUCAAAGACAGACAUCAGGAUCAGCUUCGCAUAAAUCAUACUCUGACGAUGUCAUUCUUGCUUUCGAUAUCUACGAGCAUGAUAAUGAAAAUGCAUUAUCAAUAAACACUUAUACAGCAAUAUCUCCAGCAAAUCUCAUGUAUGAAGAUGUUUGUAACCUUGCUUUGGACAAAGUUGCUUCCAUCAUCAUUCUUCCAUUUCAUAUAAGGUGGUCUGCGGAUGGUGCAAUUGAAUCUGAUGACAAGAAAAUUUUAAGAGCAUUGAACCAAAAAGUCCUCGAAAUAGCUCCAUGUUCCGUUGGUAUCCUCGUGACACGUGCUAAUUCAAUACCGAAAGCAACAACAACAUCAGAACAUUCCAUUACACGAUUGGCCGUCAUUUAUUUAGGUGGAAACAAAGACGAUAAAGAGGUUUUAUGCUUAGCAAAACGAGUGAUGAACAAUGCUAGGAUCAACCUUGUUGUUUACCACCUUGUUGCUAAAGAUUGCAAAGGUGACUUGGAGCAGUUAAUGGUAAAUGGUGAUGAUGAUGAAGUGUUGCAAGAAAUGAUAAAUGCGACAAAUGUGAGGUAUCAAAAAAUAUCAACAAAAGAUGGAUCAGAAACAGCUUGUUUUCUAGGCGAAGUUGCGAAUCAACAUGAUUAUUUUAUAGUUGGGAGAAGACAUGAAACUCAUUCUCCUCAAACAGAUGGAUUAUCAGAAUGGAGUGAAUUUCCUGAACUUGGUGUUAUUGGUGAUUUUCUUGCUUCACCUGAUCUUAAUAGUUGUGCAUCUAUUUUAGUUGUGCAGCAACAACUCUCACGCAAGAACGAGCACAAAAGUUGA